Molecule: messenger RNA, 1464 nt
Organism: Arvicanthis niloticus (Nile rat)
Lineage: Eukaryota; Metazoa; Chordata; Mammalia; Rodentia; Muridae
Source: RefSeq, a predicted model, not a curated record
CACAUGUGAGAAGCUAGUCCCACUGUUGGGUGAGAAGAAUAAGAAUGAGUGGAUUGACUUUCAGGCCGACAAAGGGCCGUUGGAUCACCCACCUCAGCCGGCCGCGGUCUCAUGGAUCCACGGGGUUAUUUGUACCGCCCAGCCCUCCUUUGGACCCUGAAAAGAUCAAAGAGUUACAGCGCUUUAUUAGCCUUUCCAAGAGACUGCUAGUGAUGACUGGCGCCGGAAUCUCCACCGAGUCCGGGAUCCCAGACUACAGGUCAGAAAAGGUGGGACUUUACGCCCGCACUGACCGGAGACCCAUCCAGCACAUAGAUUUCAUCCGCAGUGCUCCGGUCCGCCAGCGGUAUUGGGCCCGAAACUUUGUGGGCUGGCCUCAGUUCUCCUCUCACCAACCCAACCCAGCACACUGGGCCCUGAGCAACUGGGAGAAACUUGGGAAGCUACACUGGUUGGUGACCCAGAACGUGGAUGCUUUGCAUUCCAAGGCCGGGAAUCAGAGGCUGACGGAGCUCCACGGAUGCAUGCACAGAGUCCUGUGCCUGAACUGUGGGGAGCAGACUGCCCGCAGGGAGCUGCAGGACCGCUUCCAAGCCCUGAACCCCAGCUGGAGCGCUGAGGCGCAGGGGGUGGCCCCCGAUGGCGACGUGUUCCUCACUGAGGAGCAGGUCCGGAGCUUUCGGGUCCCGUGCUGUGAUCGAUGCGGCGGCCCUCUGAAACCGGACGUCGUUUUCUUUGGGGACACAGUGAACCCAGAUAAGGUUGACUUCGUGCACCAGCGCGUGAAAGAGGCCGACUCCCUGCUGGUGGUGGGAUCGUCGCUGCAGGUGUACUCCGGUUACAGGUUCAUCCUCACUGCCCGGGAGAAGAAGCUCCCGAUCGCCAUUCUGAACAUCGGACCCACACGGUCUGAUGAUUUAGCUUGCCUGAAGCUGGAUUCCCGCUGUGGAGAGUUGCUGCCGUUAAUAGACCCGCAGAGACAGCACUCUGAUGUUCAAAAGCUGGAAAUGGACUUUCCUUUGAUUCCCGCUGCUAAAGAUCCCUAAGGACUCCCCCUUCCCCCCUCCAACUAGUGGAAGCUUACUGACUGCAUCUAUCUGCAUCUAUAGAGGUGGCAGAGCCACGCCCAGAGGCCAGUCCAUCUCUGCACCCUCCUAUUCACAGAGAUGAGAGCUGCUCCCUAAAGAAAGACUUUUCCAAAGAAGUACCUGCUCUUGAUGGAGUAGCUGUGUCACCUUCAUGUCACCAGGAAGAAGGAUCAGUCAGAAGUCUGUAAACCACAACAGUCUGUGAGGGGCAACGUGAAGAUCUCACUCACUCUGGCAUAACCAGAAGGGCAUUUAUAAUUCAUUCAUAAUUCCAAAUGGGUCGUGUCUGGCUGAAGCACUUUGAUAUUUUUGAUGACAUGAGCAAGAACAAACACGGAUUUUUUAUUCACCAAAUAAUAAAUUAUUUUAUUAGCAU